This is a messenger RNA of Phyllostomus discolor (pale spear-nosed bat), 9269 nucleotides long. RefSeq names its product ankyrin repeat and fibronectin type III domain containing 1 (gene ANKFN1). Lineage: Eukaryota; Metazoa; Chordata; Mammalia; Chiroptera; Phyllostomidae. The coding region runs from base 212 to 3445 and encodes 1077 amino acids. The transcript has 20 exons. Gene Ontology annotation, molecular function: protein binding. Gene Ontology annotation, cellular component: spindle. Gene Ontology annotation, biological process: establishment of mitotic spindle orientation; regulation of establishment of bipolar cell polarity. The record is from RefSeq and is a predicted model, not a curated record.
CACCCCUGAGCUACCUGCGAGGCUGCCCUUCAAAGACAGGCAUUUCACCUGCAGCAAAAUAAUAGGAAGGAGGCUCGCUUGCUUUGCUCAGAGGCUGAGCCACCGGAGAAAGCAAAGCCAAUGUGAUUUAUUGAAUGAAAGCACUGGACAACUACCAACAACCUGUUCCUCUGCUGCCCCAAACAGCCGAAACUGGAACUGUCGUGUGAAAAUGACCCAACAAAUGCAGAAUUUACAUCUUUCUCAGUCAAAAAAACACAGUGCCCCCUCUUCUCCCAAUGCUGCCAAACGCCUGUACCGGAACCUCUCUGAGAAACUCAAGGGGAGCCACUCUUCAUUUGAUGAGGCCUAUUUCAGAACAAGAACUGACCGGAUGAGUCUCAGAAAGACCUCAGUGAACUUCCAGGGCAACGAAGCCAUGUUUGAAGCAGUCGAGCAGCAGGACAUGGACGCUGUGCAGAUCCUUCUGUACCAGUACACAGCAGAGGAGCUGGAUCUCAACACGCCCAACAGCGAGGGCUUGACGCCUCUGGACAUCGCCAUCAUGACCAACAACGUGCCCAUUGCUAAGACCCUCCUGAGGACAGGAGCCAGAGAGAGUCCACACUUUGUCAGCCUGGAAAGCCGAGCAAUGCACCUCAACACACUAGUGCAAGAAGCGCAGGAGAGGGUGAGUGAACUGUCUGCUCAAGUGGAGAAUGAAGGAUUCAGUCUGGACAACACAGAGAAAGAGAAACAGCUGAAAGCUUGGGAGUGGAGGUAUCGGCUCUACAGACGCAUGAAAACAGGCUUCGAACAUGCAAGAGCCCCCGAGGUGCCAACCAAUGUCUGUCUCAUGGUAACCAGCAGCACAUCGCUCACUGUCAGCUUCCAAGAGCCUCUGAGUGUCAACUCCGCUGUAGUAACCAGAUAUAAAGUGGAGUGGAGCAUAUCUAAAGACUUUUGUCCUUUGGCUGGAGAAAUCAUCAUGGAAAACCUGCAGACCCUGAGAUGUACAAUUACAGGGCUUACAACGGGUCAACAGUAUUUUGUGCAAGUCUCAGCUUAUAACAUGAAAGGAUGGGGACCUGCUCAGACCACGACACCAGCAUGUGCCUCUCCUUCUAACUGGAAAGACUAUGACGACAGAGAGCCCAGACACAAGGGACAGAGUGAAGUUUUGGAAGGUCUGCUGCAGCAGGUCCGAGCCCUUCAUCAGCAUUAUAGUUGCCGGGAAAGUUCAAAAUUACAAACCACGGGCCGCAAGCAGUCAGUCUCAAAGAGCCUGAAACACCUAUUUCACUCCUCAAACAAGUUUGUGAAGACCUUGAAACGGGGACUCUACAUAGCUGUUAUAUUUUAUUACAAAGACAAUAUGUUAGUCACCAAUGAAGAUCAAAUACCGAUCGUUGAAAUAGAUGACUCUCACGCCAGUUCCAUCACACAAGAUUUUCUGUGGUUCACGAAGCUGUCUUGUAUGUGGGAAGAUAUAAGGUGGUUAAGGCAAAGUGUACCUAUCUCCAUGUCCUCAUCCACAGUCCUGCAAACUCGUCAGAAGAUGCUUGCAGCAACAGCCCAGCUACAGAAUUUACUUGGAACACACAACUUGGGAAGAGUUUACUACGAGCCCAUUAAAGACCGGCACGGAAACAUCCUCAUAGUCACCAUCAGAGAGGUGGAGAUGCUCUACUCAUUCUUUAAUGGCAAAUGGAUGCAGAUCUCAAAGCUGCAAAGCCAGAGGAAGUCUCUGUCAACACCCGAGGAGCCAACAGCCUUAGACAUUUUACUGAUAACCAUCCAGGAUAUUCUCUCCUAUCACAAAAGGAGUCAUCAACGUCUCCCUCCCGGAUUAUAUCUGGGCUAUCUAAAGCUGUGUAGCUCUGUGGAUCAGAUCAAAGUUCUUGUUACCCAAAAGUUACCCAACAUUCUCUGCCACGUGAAGGUCCGUGAAAACAGUAACAUUUCCAAAGAGGAGUGGGAAUGGGUCCAAAAGCUUUCUGGCUCUGAAUCUACGGAAAGUGUGGAUCAUACUUCUGACUGCCCCAUGCAAUUGUUCUUCUACGAGCUCCAGAUGGCAGUGAAAGCUCUCCUUAAGCAGAUCAAUAUACCUCUACACCAGGCAAGGAACUUCCGCCUCUACACACAGGAGGUGUUGGAAAUGGGUCACAAUGUGUCCUUUCUUCUCCUGCUCCCUGCCUCAGACGACGUCUGUACAGCCCCAGGACAGAAUAAUCCUUACACCCCGCACUCAGGGUUUCUUAACCUCCCUCUUCAGAUGUUUGAACUUGUUCACUUUUGCAGCUACAGGGAGAAAUUUAUUAGUCUGUAUUGCCGCCUCUCCGCUGUUGUGGAGUUGGAUUCUCUGAACACGCAGCAGUCCCUGCGGGAAGCGAUCUCAGACAGCGAGGUUGCAGCUGCCAAACAAAGACACCAACAAGUUCUAGAUUUCAUUCAGCAAAUAGAUGAAGUCUGGCGUGAAAUGAGAUGGAUCAUGGAUGCUCUACAGUAUGCAAGAUACAAACAACCGAUUUCUGGCUUACCCAUCACUAAGCUAAUAGAUGCCUCAGAUGAGCAGAGCCUAAAGAAGAUCAGCUCGACAUCAUCACAUAUAGACUGUCUUCCAUCACCAUCCCCGUCCCCAGAGAUGCACAGAAGAAAGGCAGUGAGUGAUUCACAGCCCUGCUCUGAUGAAGAAGGCUGCUCAGAAGUCUUCCUGCCCACCGACAGUGACUAUGACUCCAGUGACGCCCUGAGCCCCCGAGACCUGGACCUGGUCUACCUGUCGUCGCACGACAUUGCCCAGCAGUCUCUAAGCGGCCUCAGCGGCAGUGCCCCCGAUGUCCUGCAGGUGCACGACAUGAAGUCUCCUUUGGGGCCCGGCCAGGACGCCCCGGGCCAGGUGCCCAGGCCGGAUCCAGACCACUCCUGCGCCGACUUCCUCCACAGCCUCACGCUCACCGGCUUCGAGCCCAAGAACCACGCCAAGAUGGCGCCGGGCGCGCGCCCGCCGCUGGGCUUCCUGGGAAAGCGGAAGCCGGCCAAGCACCAGCACUAUGGCGGCUUCAGCCGUCACCACCGCUGGCUGCGCAUGUACAGCGAGACGCAGUCACUAUCGCUGUCCGAGGGCGUUUACACACAGCACCUGUCCAGGGCCUGUGACCUGGCCCAGCAUCCCGGGGAAGUACAGUGGCUGGGAUCUGCCGCCGAUGGGCCCCGCACCCUGGCUCUGACCCAUGCCACGAGCCUCCCUGAGGGGCAGAAGAGCAUCCUCCAGGACCCGAGGCCCUCCGUGCGCCGCAUCUACGUGGAGCCUUACCCCGAGGCCCUGGUGGACACGAAGCCCUGGGCCAGCUUGAGCCCACCGCCUGGAGGUCACUCCGGCCUGCCCAGCCCCACCCGCCCGGAGAUGAGCCCGGAGGCCCCCACCACGUCUCCGGUGUCAGAAAUACUCAGCAGCAUGCUUUAGGGAGCCACAAUUGGCUCUCUAUCGUUCCACCGUGAGACCCUGUGUUUUCUGUUACUCAGCCUGCCCCCACCAUGUCCCCAUCCGUUUUCAAAUAGUUUGAAUGUUUAAAAAGUCCAUAGAUUCCAGGUUCAAGGCUCUCUCUUUUUUUUUUCUUUAAGAGUAGAGUUGGGGUAGAGGCAAGAGUUGCCAGUGUCUUUCCCAGUUCAGCCUACAGAAGGCAUAGAGGGGCAUUUGUGUCAACAUAGAGUCCUGGACAUAACAGUUGGAACAUGUCUUCCUGUUGGUGGCACCUGUGACCGAUGUAGGGCAGCCCAAAGAGCCACCCUCAGUUCUGCAGCUGACUUUGUACACUGACCCCUGGAUUUAGGGUUCUUUUAUGAGUUUUUGGAUUGAUAGGAGACAUUCUAUAGAUGAAAAUGUGAUUAGCAUUGUUUUUCUCUACGUUCUAAACUUUCAGAAGAGUUUGGGGAAAAGAAGCCCAGGUUGUAGUUCUAGGGCACAAGGUGAAGCUGGACUUGUCCCAGGUUCCCUGUCAGCAAAGUCAAGUCAUUCCAAAGUGCAGGGUUCUCAGAGGCUCACCAAAUCCAAUUUUCCAUCAGCACUGAUCUGAUUAAGGAGGCCAUGGACAGGUCUUUUCUUCACUUAAUGACAAAACCACCAGGAACAAAAAUAGAGGAUGCUUCUCUUCUAGCUCUCACUUGCAAAGAUAGAAUAGGGCAGGAAGCAGUCUUUCCUGCAUACUCAACUCCCAUUGACGCAUGAAAAAGGGCCGUAUAUUAUUCCAGGGUGCAAGAAGAGGGUUGCGUUCUGUGAAAGCCUGGAUUACAGAUAAGGCAAGGGGAGGGAGACAGGCUUGAACAGAAUGUGUUUACUUUACAGUCCUAAAAUAAGUCCAUGGGGGCCGUGUCUCAAAAAUAAUAAUGGAUCUGCUCCAGAUUUCUUAGGCGACAGAAUUGUCAUUGAAUGAAAAUGUGCCCUCUAGACAUGGCAGCGGUGGAGUCCUUACAGUCACACUGGACACAUCUACUCACCCCCACAUCACAUCACAGGUCACAGGACAGAUUGUCCAGAGCAUGGGCUGCUGUGUUCUCCUUUUUCAUCCACCCCUCCCACAGGCAGUGGAUUUUACCCCAAAAUCAGCUGGCCCAUUAGCUUCAAAGAAAAUCUUUCCUUAGAAGACCCUGCCAGUGGUCCCAAGGUUGUGCUCCAAGACACCUGCAAAUCCUGCCUUGGUCUCAAUGCCUCCCACCUGCCUUUCUCACAAAGGAGAAACCCAAGUCAAAGAGAAAUCACAGUGCAUAUUCAAAAAGGCAGGAGCCUUCCUUCAUGUACUGGAGCCAAAGCCCAUUCAGUUCACUGAUAUUCUAAAUGGUCCUUUUCUGCUUCAUCGGCGUUUUGGUUAAAUAUUGCUCUUUAUGGUUCUACUCCUAUCCUCACAGUUCUACCCUUCGUCCUCAUGGGAGUUCACACAAAGUCCCCUGUUCACAAUGUUAUUCCGAUCCCUUCCAUUUUCAAAACAUUUGAUUUAAACAUAAAUAAUUACCCUGGUGAAAAGGUACAGAUUUGGCUCGUGGCCUAUGGUCAUUAGAAAACUAAAGUCCAGAGCUCUGUCUUUAUUUUUUUAAGAGAUUUUAUACUCAAUGAACCUCCCAAAGAAUCUGAUCAGAAUCACUGCAGCUCCUUUUCCAUGCCUGGGAGGAUUUUAAAAAGCAGUUUUCUUCUUUCUGAGUGAAUUCUAUGUGUAUGGAGUGUUAGAGCUAGUAGGGACCAUAAAAGUAGUCUAAGUCCUUGUGUUUACAGAUGAUGCAGUUAAGGCCCAGAGUGGCUAAGUGACAUGCUCAUGGUCAAAGAGCUAGUUUAGUCUCAGAGUUAGAGUCCGAACCCAGAACCAUUCUUUUUAUAGCAGGCUCUCCUGUUGGGAAUUGACAGAUAUCUAGUCAACUCUUGUCUACAGGUUACUUAUCUGGUUUUCAGAUUGUCUAUCUACUUCUAAUUCCAAAUUCAACUCUUUUUCUUAACAUUCACCUAACAGAUUCCCAAUAUCACAGUGCUCUUUGUUGCCAGGAAAUUCAAAUUUCAUAUAAUAGACAUCUAAGCUCAUCAAUUCAAAAGCAGAGUUGGGGAAAUGUCCUUUAAAAGUACAUACCGUAUGACUCCUCUUUAAUAACAAAAAUGACAGUCAUCUGCGGUCAGUGCCUGCUUAUUCUUAAUUAUAAAACAGAUUAUAUAUGUUGAAUAAACAUGAGAUGAGAUGCUGGAAUUGUCAAGACACAAGAAACCAAAUGAUUCUCUGAUCAUGACCUUUCUGGUGGCAUGGAAAGUAGUUUGUGACUGUGAAUUAGAUGGAAAGCAUUUGACAGGCCCCAGAAGCAGAAACUGACCCACCCUUGGGCCCCUCAUUUGGUCAGCAAGCUCUGGCACACUGGACCAAAUAAUGACUCAUGAAGUAAAACUACAUUAAAACCAAACCCACUAAUUUAUAUUGAGGACACAGGGUUAUUUCUUCACCUUCCGUGAGGAAAGGGACUGCAUGCCCCUGAAAUGAAUAAUGCACAUUAGGUUUCAAUGGGCAUAUUUAAUCAACUUGAAAAUGCAUUUUCCUAUCACUAUUCCUAUGUAAAAGUGGAUGUCGUAUCUGCAGUAAUCAACUGUUUGUUCAGGUAGGUCCCCUACAUCCAUACCUCCACUUUGCAACAUUUUUUUGAACCUAGUUUAAAUUAAAUCAUUCUUGUGAGCAAAAAUUGUGUUCUCUAAUUCACAGCCUUUUAUUCAUUUGGCCGGUCUUCUCAUUAUGGAAACUUUUCAAUGUAUGAGGACCUUUGUGUUUGUUUGUUUGUUUGUUUGUUUGUCUUAUUGGGUUGACUUGUGAUAUGAUGGACAUUUGUCUUUCAGUCUUUUUAAGUUGAACCUGAGAGCCACUGAAACUUUUCUCUGCCAUGGUUUUUCUAAAAUGCUUAGUCCUCAUCUUUAUUAGCCAGCUCUCAUCAUUUGUGAAAAACCUCAAAAAUCAUUGACCAAGGCCCUAGUGUAUGUCUGCCUCUAACCUAAGUCCCACGGAGGACAAAAGAAUCAAGUACAAAACACGUUGCCAGGCCACCAGGAGCUCACACUCCAAGAUGAGUGUAGCCAUCAUCAUUAUACAUCUUCUCGCCGAUGUCUCAGAAGAGGCGGGGAGCCUGUCUCCUCAGCCAGGCCAGUGUAGGAUAUGUUGGGCCAGACAGCUUUAAUUUCACUCUUGCUGUCUAUUCAUAAGGAGGGCAGCCUGGAAAAUGCAAGUCUUCAAUGGAUGUGCUUGCAACCAUUUAAAAGGCUGUCACAUCCUCUUAAUUGGUGAGGCUAUCUGGGAGACAGUAAUUAGACAUGUUCACUCUAGGGAAUGAGUAUUUUAAAAAGUGGGUACUUAAAGAUGAGACUCCUUUCGUUUUAAGAACAUUCACUGAUGCUCAAAGCAAUAAUUACACUGGAGAAAAUGGUUCCAUUUGGUUUGAAAGUUGAAGCCAAUUAGUAAUAAUAUUCCUCCAGCCCCCAUUCCUAAAGGAUCCCAAAGCACUUUAUGAAAAGCAAUGACUGAAGCCUUGUUGUACUCCCCUAAAAAGACCUUGUCUGGGAGCCACCUGGCAAACACCUACCCCGUGCUUGCCAGGAGAUCAUGCCAGACAAGUGGAAAAGAAGACUGGCCUCUCAUUCAUUGUUAUCCUGCCACACGAACGUGUGCCCCGGUGAGCGUGGAGCUCUACACUCGAAGACAAUUUGAGACAAGGAGGCAUACCGGAAAAUCCAAAUUCCUUGGCCUCCUCUCAUUCUUCAUACUCCACCCAAGAUAUACUCACUUUCUUUUGGAGAACUGUCAACUCACGAUAUGAAGGGGUCUGCAGUGCAUUUAAUGUCGCUAGUUAUGUCAACAGCAUACGGAAUUCACUGGCUCUUCGCAUUGAUACUUGUUAGAAAGAUGACGCUCUUCUUCUACAGCUUUCUCAACUUUGCGUGCAGCCGAGCUACAGCAGGGAGUACGCAUCCCUUGGUAUAGUCGUUUAUUGGACUGUAGCAUACCCGUUAGAGAGGGUAGUUAUAGGUUAACAAGAGAACAUUCUCAGAGAAUUGAAAGUGCUACAUUUUCACUUUAUAAAGUCUAAAUAUUUUUUCAGAUGAUUCAAUAAAGCCAACCCGAACUUUUUUCCUGGUCAUACCUUUAAGGAAAAUUUUAAAGGAGCUAUUUGGAAAGCAAUGAUACCUCUUCACAGGUAGCAAGGUGAACAAGGAAAAAACUUGUUUCUUUGCGGGUCACCUCUCAUAAGAUGUUCAAACACGUGGCUCAUGACUGUUAAGCUAAACUUCAAUGCAGCCUUACAAACAACAAGGGUAGUGUAUUUGAAACUAUGUUGUACAGUUUGGAAACUUAUUCCAAGAUCUUAAUUCAGAGUUUUUCUGAGGUGUUGAACUUUGCCAUUAGCAAAAAGUAUUUUUAGAAAAAUCCAUUGACUGUUUAUGAAGCACUGAUUUUGCCAUAUUUCGGGUCUCUGGUUUUUCCACUACAUCUGCACACAGUAGUUACAUUUGAGAGUUUUUUUCAAUGAUUUCUUUUAUUCCCAUUAAUAAUGAACUUAUAAAAUAGUUAUUCAAAAGGAUAGUUGGUUUUAUUUAACAACCAGAUAGGUAGACUGUGAAAAUACGCUAUUUUGAUAAAGGAAGUAGGAAGUUUGUUGUUUUAAAUAUUAUCUUAGGGUCUUUCCCCUCCAGAUACAUAGUUUUCAUUUUAACAAAAGCCAAUAUUUAACUCAGUGGCAAAUGUUAAUGCUUUCUGCUCCUCUUCCUUCAGCACAUGACAUGAAAGUCUGAGUGUGCUUUCACAGUAACCACCAUCCAGUAGCUGAUUUAGAAAAACCAACUCUGGCAAAGUAUUGUGUUAAGUCACUCUGCGUUGCUGUGUUACUUCUUGCCCUGUAGCAAACCAGAUGUUUGAGGAUUUCCCACGUAUGUGGUCACAAGCAUCAGUGCAAUGCUUGUGAUGGAAAAAGAAUUAAAGAAGUGUGUGUGUGUGCGUGUGUAUGUAGUAGGGGAGGGAUAUUUCAUAGAAAAAGUAAUUUAAGUGACAUUCUACUAGGCAGUGUUUAAUUGUUUCCUGCCUAAUGUGUACAUAGUAAUUUUGCUGAUUAUUGGUUAUUUGUUCAUAAUCUAUUGUAUCUUGUUGCUAUGAAUGCAACUGAGUGUAUGUAAAAGUUUAGGUUUCGGUAUGUUAUCUGCACAAUUUUGUGUGCUUUAAACCUCUAUAAAUGUACAGAUGAAUCAUGUACAUGUGUUAAAUGUGACUUUCACUCUGGAAACAAUGAUAUUUUGUAGUACGUACUUUUGCAAACUCUUUGGACAUUUUAAAAGGAUAUUGUGAAUGGCCAGUACCUUCAAUCAGAAACAACACUGGUAAAAUGCACGCCUCUCCCAGAGGUCAGGGGUUAACAAGAAUUGAGAUAAUUUUUCUAGUGGCAAGUAUUUUUGAUAAUUUCUUACCCACAUCAUUGUAUUUGAAAGAAAAAAUGUCAACAGAAGAAAUCUUAGCUAUCAGAGGGGAUGACUUUGUUUCAUGAGCAUUAGUACUAAUAUACUUUAUGUCUAACCUGAUGUUGUUGAAAUCUAGUUCAAAGGUAAAGAAGUCAAAAAUAUUUUUGAUUCUUUGUAAGAUUUUUGCUGCCUAUAGGACAAUUUUAAGCCCUUUGUCCUCAGUGUGGAAAAUGUCAAUUAAAUAAUGAGCUAUUGAGGUAAAAGAAUUGUCAGUACUUGGCUUUCCUGAUGGUUUUUCCAAGUCUCAAUAAAACAAACAUUUUUCAGCCUG